UCAUUUUUUUAUUUUAUCCACUUUUUGGGGUUGGAAAAAUUGAAAAUUCUAUUGGAAACAUGGAAAUUUGCCCUCCGCCGUGCCCUCAAUUGAAUUCGCACCGGCCAAUAACUCUGGUGAAAAAGGCCAUUUGCGUGGAUCAUGGUGGUAAUUGCAAUUGUUGCUGCUGCUGUGCGUCCAAGAAGAAAUUAUUCAAGUACGUGCAGCCAGAAGUGCCAAAAUCCUUCGCGCCGAUUCGCACCUAUUGGAAAAGCGGCAGUCCAAUGGAAAGAUAUACAACUUACGAAAGGUCAUAUUGGCGGCAAGACCCAACGUCCUCCAGAGUAAAACCUUUUAAACACCAAGUUUCACUGACUGUUGGCGAUGGACCUAUAACCGACGAUACAACUCACCGACUGAGUUACCUGGGCAAUUGGUGCCUGCGUCAAUCCGAGCCCCAUAUGGUACCGUGUGAUAAGCAAUGGCUUGGGAGAGGACCAAUGGAAAAUGCCACGACAAACAGAUGCGAUUACACCUGGAAAUUGUUACCCAGACGAAUGCCUUUGAAAAAUCGGGAGAACUUAUGCUUUCCAAAUGCCAACCUCUCAAGUGACACGACUUAUAAACUCAGUUAUUAUGGAUCUGGAUGUACAAUCCCCGUCAGCUCCUUCAAGCCUAUUAGAAAAUAUAUGAAAGGGAAUGUUCCAUUUGAAGAAUGCACGACCUAUAAGCUGAGCUAUUGGCCCAACGAGGUCCAGACGAAACCCCCCAAGAAGAAAGUCAAAUACUAUCCGCCCUUAACGGCAUUAGACGGUUGUACCACUUAUGGUUUGAGCUAUUGGCCCAGCAGACAACCGAGGCGUAAACCCAUCCUCACAAAAAAUACAGAGAACAUAUUAAACGCCGGCUGUUGCUCCGACGAAAACACAACGUAUAAUUUGAGUUAUUUCGGGUGUGGAGGUGCUAGACGGAUGCCAAUCAGGCCUUCUCCAUCUACGAAAUUAUCUACAUGCCCACUGUCCCACGACACAAUUCACAGAAUGAGUUAUUUGGGAAAUUGGUGCGUCACCCCAGAGGUCCCCGUCAUACCCUGCCCUACGUCGUGGUCUGGGAGGGGUCCAAUUCAGGACUUGACAACGCAAAAAGAAAGUUUCAUUUGGAAAUCCUCUGCACCUGGUCUUCCCAUUCUUCCACGAAAUAAUCUGCGACCCUCUGACCAACCACUCGAAGGCUGUACAACGCAGAGAUUAUCGUAUUUCCCAAAUGACUUGAAGGAUCUCACGAAAAAUAAAUCAUUCAAGCCGAUCCGAGUGUACAAACCAUUUGAUAUACCAGCGGAAAAUGAGACGACGAUGAGACUGAGUUAUCAGCCAGUCGAGACUCCAAUUCCCACCAACCAUUCACCAAAACAAAUAUACAAAAAACCGCUGACACCUUCAAAUGACAAUACAACGUACCAUUUGAGCUAUUUGCCUCCCGGAAAAGUGGAGGAGUUGGAUUGCGUCCCUCAGUGCAGAUCGUAGUAAUGGAUUUUUCAAUUCCUCACUGAUCUCCCUCGUGGCAAUUCAUCUUUUACCCCCCCAACAAUUGCCGAGGAUCCACUAAUAUUAUUUGAUGCUAUAAAUUAUCGUCGGAGACUGAACGACUGAUGUGCCCGAGGUGAAGAGGAAAGUUUCAUAGCACAGGUCAUUGAUACGCCAGCUUCUGAAAUCUUCAUGCAUCUGCAAUCGCGAAGGCCAUGUGAAAGUAACAGUGCCUUCCUCACUGCUCGGAUGUUCUCACAUAUAUUUAUAUGAAAUCUUACGAAAUAGUGCAUCCCAUGCAGGACAAGGCGUAAAAAUGUGAACCUUUGUUGAUCAAAUCAAUAACCAGUUAGAUCAUUUUAAUUUAUGUCCGUACACUCGAAAGAUCGGGUGAUUGUACAUUUUUACUGUAAAUAUAUCAAAAGAGAAAUCUCGAAAGCUCAAAAUGGCGAAUUUUUCAUCUCCCCGACGCGCAAUUUUCGAGGCUUCGAUACGCAUCAUCAGUUGCCGGACACAGUACUUUGUGUUUCUUGAGUGAAUCUCUUCGAAUAAAGUUUCAAAUUAUUUUCCACGUCCACCGAUAUUUUGUAUUUUCGCGGUUUUAAAUUAUCGAGUGAAAAAUCAUUUUCA
Messenger RNA from Fopius arisanus, 2132 nucleotides. Its product is annotated as protein FAM154A-like. The record is from RefSeq and is a predicted model, not a curated record. The transcript has 11 exons. Gene Ontology annotation, molecular function: microtubule binding. Gene Ontology annotation, cellular component: axonemal microtubule; ciliary basal body; cytoskeleton. The coding region runs from base 60 to 1502 and encodes 480 amino acids. NCBI's taxonomy places the organism in Eukaryota, Metazoa, Arthropoda, Insecta, Hymenoptera, Braconidae.